AAGCCCUUGACAGCAACUAGGGUACAAUAUCCGGGCACCUCAAAUCAACCGUUCAUUCCCCUGCCCGGAAUUCGAUUCCUUCCCAUUUACCCCCAUUCCCCUGCCCGUAAAUCUUGGGCAGCCUCUGCCAAACAACAGGCUUCCAUCAACUGACACUGUAUAUCAUCAACCUAUCCAUACACAUUAUCGUGUAUCUAUAUCUAUAUAUAUAAUACACACACGCUAUAUUCAUUAUUCACAUUGUUUUCUAUCUCUCUCUCUAUAUAUGAACAUUGAAGAAACAGUCUCGAAUCGUACACUAUCUGUGAAAAAUUGAAGAAAUAUGUGGAGAAGAACGUUGGCUCGAUCUGUAACGGUGCGGCGGUUUUCAAUCGCGGCGUCGACGUCAUCGAUUCCGAGUCCGUGUAUUGUUCAUAAGCGUGGAGCUGAUAUUCUUCAUGAUCCUUGGUUUAAUAAGGAUACUGGGUUUCCUAUGACAGAAAGAGACCGUCUAGGGCUUCGUGGUCUCCUUCCACCCCGUGUCAUAUCAUUCGAACAACAAUAUGAGCGAUUUAUGGAUUCGUAUCGAUCGUUGGAAAAGAAUACAGCAGGCCAACCAGAAAAUAAUGUAGCCUUGGCUAAAUGGAGAAUCUUGAAUAGACUACAUGACAGGAAUGAGACAUUAUACUACAAAGUACUGAUUGACAACAUUAAAGAUUUUGCUCCAAUAAUUUACACUCCUACAGUAGGUUUGGUAUGCCAAAACUAUUCAGGAUUGUUUAGACGCCCACGUGGAAUGUAUUUCAGUGCAAAAGAUAAAGGAGAGAUGAUGUCAAUAAUCUAUAACUGGCCAGCUCCUGAGGUAGACAUGGUAGUGCUUACGGAUGGAAGUCGUAUUCUGGGCUUAGGUGAUCUUGGAGUUCAGGGAAUUGGCAUUCCUAUUGGGAAACUCGAUAUGUAUGUUGCUGCUGCUGGUAUUAAUCCACAAAGGGUCCUUCCUAUUAUGCUUGAUGUUGGCACCAACAAUGAAAAGCUUCUAGAAGAUCGUCUCUAUUUAGGACUAAGAGAACGAAGGUUAGAAGGAGAAGAAUACAUCUCAAUAGUUGAUGAAUUGAUGGAAGCUCUUCAUACACGUUGGCCAAAAGCUGUUAUCCAGUUUGAAGAUUUUCAAUUCAAGUGGGCUUUUGAAACACUUCAAAGGUACAGGAAGAAGUAUUGCAUGUUCAAUGAUGACAUACAGGGAACCGCUGGCGUUGCAUUAGCUGGACUACUUGGAGUUGUUAGAGCACAAGGCCGGCCGUUAUUAGAUUUUGUAAACCAAAAGAUUGUUGUUGUUGGAGCUGGAAGUGCAGGGCUUGGUGUUCUUAAUAUGGCCUAUCAGGCUGUUUCAAGAAUGACAGGAACAACAGCAAAUCCUCAGUUUUACUUAAUUGAUAAAAAUGGUUUGAUUACAACAGAGAGAAGCGGUGUUGACCCGUCAGCUGCACCAUUUGCAAAAGCCAUUGGUGAAGUUCAAAGGAUAGGACUCCAAGAAGGAUCUGAUCUCCUUGAAGUGGUAAAAAAGGUCAAGCCUCAUGUCCUUCUAGGUUUAUCAGGGGUUGGAGGUAUUUUCAAUGAACAGGUGCUUAAAGCUAUGCGAGACUCGGACUCCCCUAAACCUGCUAUUUUUGCCAUGUCAAAUCCCACAGAUAAUGCUGAAUGCACUGCUGCUGAUGCUUUCAAACAUGCUGGUGACAACAUAGUUUUCGGGAGCGGGAGCCCUUUCCAGAAUGUCGAUCUCGAAAAUGGGAAGAUUGGCUAUGUAAAUCAAGCAAAUAAUAUGUAUCUGUUUCCCGGUAUUGGUUUGGGAACUCUGCUUUCUGGUGCUCGUAUCGUAUCUGACGGAAUGCUGCAAGCAGCAUCUGAAUGUCUUGCGUCGUAUAUGACAGAAGAGGAGAUCCAGAAGGGUAAAUUCUAUCCAUCUAUUGGCAGUAUUCGAAAUAUUACUGCUGAAGUAGGAGCUGCUGUGCUUCGGACUGCAGUCAUUGAAGAAGUAGCCGAAGGACGUGGUGAUGUGGGACCCAAAGAGCUCACAAACAUGUCAAAGGAAGAAACUGUGGAAUAUGUAACGAGCAACAUGUGGUAUCCUGUUUACAGUCCCCUUGUUCACGAGAAAUAAAGUGGCCCGCAUGAGGCUGUGCAGAAUGCAGAUAGUAAAAACUGAUUGCGUCAUAAGAGGGCCUGUUAGCGGCUAAAAUAUGUGGCUAGGGAGAACUCAACUUGUUUGUUGUUGAGGUUCUGUAGAUCAAUUAACCGAAACCAAUUUUGAUAUUUGAGUUUGACCAUCAUUUGUGGUCGUCCAUGUAGAAUGUUACCUUAUUAUAUUUCAUUAUAAUAUAAUUUAUAAAUUGGGUUUUGGUUUUU
Helianthus annuus (common sunflower) is the source of this 2382-nucleotide messenger RNA. Its product is annotated as NAD-dependent malic enzyme 59 kDa isoform, mitochondrial. Lineage: Eukaryota; Viridiplantae; Streptophyta; Magnoliopsida; Asterales; Asteraceae. Gene Ontology annotation, biological process: pyruvate metabolic process; malate metabolic process. Bases 323 to 2137 code for a protein of 604 amino acids. The transcript has 18 exons. Gene Ontology annotation, cellular component: mitochondrion. Gene Ontology annotation, molecular function: NAD binding; malate dehydrogenase (decarboxylating) (NAD+) activity. The record is from RefSeq and is a predicted model, not a curated record.